CUAAGAUGGCGGCGGAGAGGACAACAAUAGGGUGCGGGUUUGGAUACUACCGGUGGCCGUGGCUGCUGUGUCUUCUGUUGGAGUUUUGAAUUUACCAGGACAUACGUUUUUUUGUUCAGGACAUUGGAGGAGGCUAAGCGGAAGUUACUCCACCAUCUAAGCACAUUUUUGGCUUGUGGAAACGAGUAUUCUGUGUUCCAAAACGUAUUAGAAACAGGCCGGGAGUUAGAUAACCGUGCAUCUAAAUCAAGGAGUAUUUGUAAAGUUUACACCUCACGUUAAUACUAAGGAUUCUGAUUUGAUCCUUCUCAUACCUCAUCUUUAUUACAGUAUCACAGACGGGUGUUUAGAGUAUUGCAACUCCGACCCCUUCUUUUCAUCCGUUACAAAAUUACAUUGAAUUUUGACUGAGGUUGUAUUAAAAACUUUUCCGGGAGUUUUAUGCAUAGGACGUAGGCUGCCUGCGGACUGGGGAUCUUAGUUUUGUGAAACGGGAGUUGGCUUUGAUUGGAAAUAAAACUACAUUCUAAGUUUCAAGUCAGUUCAUGUGCAUCGAAAAAGUUGACAUUCUGAAGAAACGUGUUUUGAAACAUUGUUACAACUAGGCUAAUCCAUUGAUUUUUUUUUUUUUACCAAAAUGUGACAAUUCCCUUCCAGUUAACGAGCUUUCUACUUCAGUUUGCUCUAGAGGCAAGGGUCUUCAUAUCCAGCUGUUUGUUAGGCAGGAACCCCGUGGCUUAACAAGACUAGGUUAAAAGAUGACAGCUUGGAAUUACUUUGGACUUCGGAUACAGGACAGAUUUUGAUUCAUUACAAAUACAAAUCUGUUGGUUAUUAUUGUUUACCAAUCUGUUAGAAGCUACUUGCCUGGAGUAUCCCCUUCCUUUGUGGUUCAGGUUCUAAUGCGGAUCAUGUUGUGUUAGUAGCUAUCAUCACUUGCAGCUUCAGGUUCGUUCUUCGUGGUAUACUAGUUUAAGGAUGGCUGAUUUUGUUGUCCAGCGGCACAGCGCAGUCAUGGAGCGUCUUCGCCGGCGAAUCGAGAUGUUCCGGCGGCACCACAAUGGCUGUGAGGCACGAUAUGAGGCAGUGACAGCCGACCGUCUCGAAAUUGAGCGACAGCAAACAUAUAUGCUGCACCAACGCUUCCAACAGACUAAAGCCAAACGAGCCAAACACCGACAGCAGCAGCCAUCGACGCAGCAACAUCCUGCUACGGGAGAGUCCAAUGGUUUGCGGUGUAAUCCCAUGGCAGGAGCUGGCAGUGAAACUGGCGAAGUUGCAGGCGUGGAACAGACAAGGAGCAGCAGCAGCACCUUGAUUGCGCUGCAUGAGACUGUGAAAAAGAAGUUAGAAAGUGCUGCCUCUCCUCAGAAUGGUGACCAGCAGAAUGGAUAUGGAGAUAAUUUUUCAGUACCUAAGAAAAUGCGUCUUGAUGAACAAGUAGGUGGGGUGAAUGGAUCCUCCACUGGAAAAUCCGUUUCUCCUUUGCACCACCUGGACAGUAAACCUCCAAAUAUUGAUACCAUUCAGCUCAAUGGUAAUCAUUCACUGGGAAUGGAUGCUACUAGCAAAAACAAUUGCCUUUCAGAUAAUCUCCAAAGACUUGAUGAUGCUGAUGGAUAUUGUAUGGUUAAGCAAGAACCAAUGGAUGGACUUCCUUGUAUGAUUUCUGGGACAGGAGGUUCCAUGACUCAAAACAUACUGAUGCCUGAACUAAAUCUUAAUGAGCAAGACUGGAAGGAACUUAUUGAAGAACUUAAUCGAUCAGUACCUGAUGAAUACAUCAAUGACUUGUUUACUGAGGAGUUUGAAGAAAAGAAGGACACAGAGUCUUCUGCUUCUGCUGCUCAGACUCCUCUUCCUCUGGAUAUUGUAAAUAUUAAAACCGAGUUUUCUCCAGCAAAUAGUGAACCGGAGCAAAGGGGAUCUCCUCAGAUGAGACCUAAUCAGCCUGGAUCUUCAUUCUUGAAUGCACCCUCAGUCCCAGUCAGUGCUGCCUCACCUGUGGUAGGAAAUUCUCAACCUUUGCCUCAAGCUCCUAAUCAGAUUGCAAAUCAAACAUUUCAUCAGCCUUCUUCACAAGGGCCAAAGCAACCACAGCCUGGACAGCGAGCCACUUCUGGCAUCACAGUUCCUGGACAGAGUACUGGAUCUUCUAAAGAGAUGACUCCAGCUCAACAGCUUCAGCAGAUAGCCGCAAAACAGAAUAGAGCUCAGCUGAUACAAAACCAGCAACAGGCUCAAAAAUUUAAUCAGUCUAGCCAUGUUCCCAACUGGGCGCAAUCUGGUCCUUCUCCAAAUACACUAGGCGGGCCAUUUGUGAUGGAGAAGUCAAAUAGCACUUCAGUUUAUCAACAAGACUUUAAUAAUCCCAAACUUAUAAACUCUGGUAUGUCAGCUAAAAGUUCAUCUAGAUCUGGAAACAAUUAUGUGCAACUAAGCCAUGUUAAUAUGCUCAGUCACCAGUCUAGCAACCUAAACCAGAACCCUGUGAGUAAUCAGAAUUCCAUGCUGAAUUAUGGUAACACAAAACCUCUGACACAUUUUGAGGUAGACUGCGGGCAAGAAGUAACACAGCCAAAUCAAAAUAAAGCAGCUUUGUUGGCUUAUUUGCAGCAACAACAACGGCAGCCACCUCAAUUGUCUCGUGUAAUUGAAGAACAAAAGCGAUUGUUGGUUAAGCAAAAGACUGGACUGAAUUACCAGACCUUGGUAUCACAUAGUCAGGAUCAGAAUACAACUCCAAAUGUCACUCGUGUUCCUGUGUCUGUCCCUGGCCCUAAUGUUGGCACCCAACCUCCAGUUAGUUCGAUUUCUGGUAGCCAUGGAAAUGCAACAUAUCUUGCAAAUCAACAACAAGCAGCUUUGAAACAUCAGAUGCUUUUGGACCAACAAAAGCAGAGAGAGCAGCAGCAACACAUUAUACUGGAACAGCAAAAACACCAGUACAUUAUGGGACAAAGACAACAGUUGUUGGCAGAACAGGAAAAGCAGAGACAGCAGCAAGAACAGCAACUUCAGAGGCAUCUGACUCGACCACCUCCUCAAUAUCAGGACCAGCAACAAAAUCCGUAUCAGCAGCAGGUCAACCAAUUUCAAGGAUCAUCACAAGGACAUCCGAAUGUUGGCAGCCUAGGACCAGCAGCCUCAAGCAGUCCGAGAAUGUUUCCACAGAACCAAGGCAUGAUGCAGAUGAGCCAGAAUCAGAGCCAAAACACUCUCCCACCCAAUCCUUCAACUUCUACUCAGCAAGAAAUGAUGGCUGCACCAUAUGCUAACAUACCGAAUGUUCAGCAGGGAGGAAUAUAUAAUUUAGGUUCAAGUAUAAACCAAAUGCUUACCCCUACAGCACAGAACUCUAUGAAUAAUGGACAGGCCCAGAUUCAGAGACAGUCUAGUAUUGGUCAGAGUGGCACUAUGCCUCCGGGAUAUGGACAAAAUCUCUUGGGCAACUCUAACCUAACUCAACAGCACAACAAAGGACCUGUAAAUCCUUCGUUGGCUAAGCCUCAGUUGGCAAGAAUGCCAGCACCAGUGGGAGUACAGAACUCAUCCUGGCAGCACCAGGGUAUUCAAAACAUGAACAGUCAAACACAAGGAAAUAGUACUUUAGGAGCUUUUAAUGCAUCAUCCAGUUUCCAUUUGCAGCAGACACAUCCCAAAAUGUCAGGUCAGCAGUUUACCCAAGGAAUGUCUCAGACUGGUCUCAGCACUGCAAGGCCAGUAACAUCGAUUAAUACAUCUGUUACUGGACAAAUAAUUUCAUCUCUAAAUGGACCACAAAGGACAAACAGUUCUGCACAGCAGCAACAGCAGGUUAUUCCUGGUGUGACACAAACUGUUCCAGACACCACCAAUUUUGCUCAAACUUCUAACCAACAAAUGGCCAGUAGAGCCAGUAUACACUGCAGUCAGAGCUACCAGGUAAGAACACCUACUCAGGAUCUGGCUUUUGGUUUCAGUAGCCAGACGGCCAGCACAGGCUUGCAGAGCUUGCCUGGAGAUGCAGAACUUAUGGAUUCUUUAUUAAAAAACAGGACUACUGAAGAAUGGAUGAAUGAUUUAGAUGAGUUCUUAGGAACUCACUGAAAACUUCAAAGACAUUUUAAAACUGUUAAUAAUUUUGUUUCAUAUUUGGACCAAAAGGCUUAUGGCAUUAAUAAGGAUUUGUGCUCAUCAAAAAUAAAUGGCUGGGAAAUGAGAA
Messenger RNA from Protopterus annectens (West African lungfish), 4204 nucleotides. It is a transcript of the gene MAML1, whose product is annotated as mastermind like transcriptional coactivator 1. Gene Ontology annotation, molecular function: transcription coactivator activity. Bases 979 to 4089 code for a protein of 1036 amino acids. The record is from RefSeq and is a predicted model, not a curated record. The transcript has 5 exons. Gene Ontology annotation, cellular component: nucleoplasm; nuclear speck. Gene Ontology annotation, biological process: positive regulation of transcription of Notch receptor target; Notch signaling pathway. Lineage: Eukaryota; Metazoa; Chordata; Ceratodontiformes; Protopteridae.